This is a messenger RNA of Styela clava, 1746 nucleotides long. Its product is annotated as general transcription factor IIH subunit 4-like. The record is from RefSeq and is a predicted model, not a curated record. Gene Ontology annotation, biological process: nucleotide-excision repair. Gene Ontology annotation, cellular component: transcription factor TFIIH holo complex; transcription factor TFIIH core complex. NCBI's taxonomy places the organism in Eukaryota, Metazoa, Chordata, Ascidiacea, Stolidobranchia, Styelidae. Gene Ontology annotation, molecular function: ATPase activator activity; double-stranded DNA binding.
AUCUUUUGUUUUUAUUUAAACCAAUAAACUAAUAGAGUUUAGUUUUAAUCACAAUGUCAUCGCUUAGGUCAAAGUUGGAAUGUAAAAAUCUACACCAAUAUUUGUCUGGAUUACCUCCGGCAAUUCUGGAUUCCUUGUAUGAACACCCGGCGACUUGUAUGGCAGUUUUCAGAGAACUUCCAGACUUGGCGAAACAUUAUGUUAUGAGGAUCCUCUUUGUUGAACAACCAAUCUCAAUGCAAGCUGCGUCAUCCUGGGUUACAAAAGAUGCAAUGGAUGACCACAAAGAGGCAGUUACGGUGCUAUGUGAUUUAAGAGUUUGGGUGCAAAUAUCAUUACAAGGUGGAUUGCCGGCUUAUAAUUUGAGUUCAACUUUUCGAAAUAAUUUGAAAAAGGCAUUGAUUGGAGGUGGUCAGGUCUGGUCAACAACAACAAAUCUUGGCCCUGAUAAACAUAGAAAAGACGCUGAAGCCUUGGAUAAAUAUGCUUCUGAAAGAUGGGAAGUUAUUUUACAUUACCUCGUUGGAUCACAAUCUGCAGCAGUUAGCGGCGACAUAAAAGAAUUAAUGCUACAAUCUGGUUUGAUGAGAAUGUGUGAUGAUGAUGGCAAGGAAGCUCCAUUCAUAACUGCCAAAGGAUUUCAAUUUUUAUUAAUGGACACACCAUCUCAGGUGUGGUUCUUUAUCCUUGAAUAUUUGAAAUGGAUCAGAGAGAGGGGGAUGAAUCUUGUUCCUAUCCUACGAUUUCUAUUUGAAUUGAGUUUCACUACACUAGAAAUGGAUUUACCGACAGAUGGCAGAGAUGAUCAUGUACUUCAAUGUCUACAACAUUUACGAGAAAUGGGGCUUGUAUUUCAGAGAAAAAGAACAUCAAGAAGAUUUUACCCAACGCGCCUUGCAGUAAAUCUUGCUAAUGGACUUUCUCAAACGUCAGUCAGUUCAAACCAAAAAGGCUUCAUUGUUGCAGAAACCAAUUAUAGAGUAUAUGCCUAUACAGGUUCAGAUUUACAAUACGCAAUAUUAUCUUUAUUUUGUGACUUGUUGUACAGAUUUCCAAAUGUAUGUGUUGGUCAAUUAACAAGGGAAAGUGUUCAGAUUGCGAUAGCAAAUGGCAUAAGUGCAGAACAGAUUCUUCAUUAUAUUAGAGCUAAUGCUCAUCCUGACAUGUUGAAAAAUACACCAAUUCUUGCGCCAACCUUAGAAGAUCAAAUCAGGUUAUGGGAAAUGGAAAGAGACAGAUUGAUAUAUCAGGAAGGUGUUUUAUAUAAUCAAUUUUUAACUCAACAUGAUUUUGAAGUUCUACGAGACUAUGCACAAGAAUUACAGGCUUUAGUGUGGCAGAAUGAAGGAAAGCGAUACAUGGUGGUCAACAGAUUUGCUCACGAUCAAGUCAAAAAAUAUUGGAAAAGAUAUAAGAAAGAAUCCGAACCUGGAACGUGACCAAAAUGUGUAUGGCAUGUGGGAUACAUCAUUCAUACUGCUGACAAAGUUCACCACAAUGUCACUGUCAGCUGAAUAUGAUUGGCUUGAUGCCCUCAAAACUUAUUUGGGCAUGUCAGCAAGAGUUGAAAGUUCAUGAUGGGGGGUUGUGGAAGCUCUCGUGGAAUAGUUGCUAUUCAACCCCAGUCGUUCACUCCAUAAUUUUUAUGAAUAUAUCAAUUAAGUUUACAUUUGGUUGUUUAUAUAUAUGCAGAUCCAUCAGGCAAUUUAUUUCACGUAAUAAUAAAGAAGUUAUUCAUUCGGCAAA